Messenger RNA from Daphnia magna, 1494 nucleotides. Its product is annotated as protein RRNAD1. The transcript has 5 exons. Bases 125 to 1471 code for a protein of 448 amino acids. The record is from RefSeq and is a predicted model, not a curated record. Lineage: Eukaryota; Metazoa; Arthropoda; Branchiopoda; Diplostraca; Daphniidae.
UCUUGCCUACAGUUUUUGGAGCUAACUACAAGCAGACGAGUUUAAUUGUAAGCAAACGUGAGACAAUCAGACAAAUAAAAAAUUUACCGUGUCAUUUUCUAAGAGGAAACAGGUAUCGUUCGUCAUGGAAUUCUUGAAUGGGCAGUUUGAACGAGAUGACGUCUAUUUUCGCGAGACGAUGCAACUUUUGUCAGACUUUAAUUGGAUCUACAAGUGUCGCAAUACUGACAUUAUAGCCGAUGGCAUUUUACAUUUCAUUCCGGCCGAUUGGAUUCCCAUUUUACAACUGAAUUGCUUUGAAAAUAUCCAAAUGGCCAUCAAGGGUGAAAUCAAUCUUUCAUGGCCGCUGGAUCUUACGAAGUUUGUGAUAAGUUGCUGGCGUCUUUCUUUAAGAAUAAACUUGGCUCAAAAAGAAGAAGCCCUUUCAAAAUGGAAAAAAGUUAAUCCGAAAAAAAUUCACGAGGUCGUGAACUUCUCUCAACUUAUCGGCAAAAAAUGUGCAGAAAAAGAAAUCAAACAUGUUGUUGACAUUGGAGCUGGUCUGGGCUAUUUAGAUAAGGAACUAUCUGAUCGUUGUGACCUCCACGUCCUAGGACUGGAACGAGAUGCUUAUCGAGUUUUGGCGGCCAGUCAACGUGCAACUGCCGACACACCGGAAAAUGUGCCAACUCGAUGUCGUGCCAUUUUUAAAGAAUUGGCAGUAAAAUCCGAAGAUACUUUAGAAGACCAAAUAGAAUCUGUUGUUGCCAACUGGUUCGGUGAACUCAAAGUCGAGCACGAGCCAUCCCCGCCUCUCUGCAUGAUUGGUUUACAUUCCUGUGGCGAUUUGAGCCCUAUCAUGAUGAAAUUAUUUAUGAACAUCCGGCACUUCCAUUCUCUCCUGCUAGUGUCGUGCUGCUAUCAUCGUAUGGAUUGGAAAAAGGAGCCGGUCGAUGAUAACUUAUUUCCUCUCAGCAAUAGCCUUAAAAGCAAACAUUGUGAGCCGGAAGGCAUUCAAAAUCUCUUCCGUUUGGCCGCUCAGGAAACGCCAAAUCACUGGAUGCAGCAGAAUACUUUAAACUGUAAACGCCAAGCACAACACACCUUUUACCGAUCUCUAGUCCAACUUUAUGCUAAUCGAGAAGGAAUUCAGCUGCUAAAACAGCAAAGGAAACCAGUCAAAAUGCAAAACACAUCCGAUGGUUUUGAAGAGUACGUCGAUCAGGCUAUCCACGGAUUCGGCUUACCAGGACAAGUAGCAGAUCAUCGACAGAAACUUUUAAACAUUUACCAUUCAAACGCGCAUCUUUUAGCGGCACUGGAGACUCUUAUUGUGUUGCAAGUGCUACUUCAACCGGUUGCUGAAGCGUUGAUUCUCGUCGAUCGAGUGGUUUAUUUACGAGAGAACGGAAUCGAUGCUUCACUGCAACAAAUAUUUGAUGAUCGCAUAUCUCCACGUUGUUUUGUCACCCUGGCAGAGAAAUCAAAAUAAUCAUAAAUUUUUCAUAAAUCUAA